ACUCUCCAACCGAAGGCUUAUUCAGCCAAAAAAAAAAAUAAAUUCCAAAUCCUAAGAAAUGGAGUCUCCGGCGACAUCUCCGUCCACUUCGCUGCACAUCCCGGCGACUUCUCGUCGGAAACCUAGAAGCCCCUCCUCUCUGCCACUUCGCGGCGAGGUCGGUCUAGGCUGCCGAACCAAUCGCACUUGGCCAACUGUCGUGACUUCGAAAGAGCACGCUCGUGGAGUCUCAGUCUCUGCAACACAGAGCCGAGAAGCUGUGAACUUGUGCAAUCGAAAUGAGAAGGGUUGGGUUCACUUCGUUGGCAUUGGCGGUUGUGGCUUGUCUGCUCUUGCCAUGCUUGCACUCAAACAAGGUUAUGAGGUUAGUGGUUCGGAUAUUGUGUGGAGCAGCUUCAUGGAUGGGCUAGAAGAUGCCGGUGCACGGUUACAUGUAGGUCAUUCUGUUUCCAAUAUGCAAAAGCACCAUAAUGGGUUGACUUUGCCUAAUUCCAUUGUUGUGUCAAGUUCUAUUCCUCCAGACAAUGUGGAAAUUUUAUAUGCCAAGUCUGUUGGAGUACCGGUAUACAAGAGAGGUUAUUGGUUGGCCAAGUUAACUGAGCACUACAAUCUCAUUGCAGUUAGUGGAACUCAUGGGAAGAGUACAACAGCGAGUAUGCUUGCAUAUGUCUUAAAGGCGAUGGGAGAUGAUGUUACUGCUGUGGUUGGGGCACACGUGCCACAGUUUCUUGGAGGAAAUAUCAUCCUUGGGAGUGGUCAAAACUUUGUAUUAGAGGCUGAUGAAUAUGAUGGUUGCUUCUUGGAAUUGCUACCUGAUAUAGCUGUGAUAACAAAUGCGGAAUGGGAGCAUGUGGAUAUCUUUGAAAAUGAGGAGGCUGUUAAAACUAUUUUCAGGAGAUUCCUGAAGCAAAUUAGGGACGGCGGACAUCUAAUUUUAUGUGGGGAUAGAUUUAUGAUCUAUUCUAAAUUAAGUGCUUUGGGAGGUCUACACAGUGUUGGUGCAUAUUCCUUGUUGGAUCACGGAAAUCAAGUUACCGGAUCAGACUAUUCUUUCCCUGUGAAGUCAAACUCAGAAGUGUGCAGUGAUAGCUACAGAGUAACGACUUAUGGUAUUUCAAGUUUUAAUGAAUGGCAUGCAUCAUCCUUACGUACGAACUUGCAAGGUGGAAGUGAUUAUCAACUGUGUCAUAGGGGUUGUCCGGUUGCAGACAUCAGCCUGCAGAUACCAGGGGUUCAUAAUGUCCUUAACUCGUUAGCUGUUAUCACCACGGUAACCGCUAUAUUUAGGAACCAAAUGCAUAUUUAUGAAUCAGUUGAUUUGAUGCGGUUACACUUAAAUAAUUUCAAAGGUGUAUCUAGACGUUUUGAGAUGAUUGGUAGAGUUCGUGGAUGCCAUAUUUGUGAUGACUAUGCUCAUCAUCCAACGGAAGUUCGUGCAGUUCUUCAAGCAGCUCGGCAAAGGUUUCAAUACGAGGAUCUAUUGGUAGUAUUUCAGCCUCAUACCUACAGUCGUCUAGCAGCACUAAAGAAUGAAUUUGCGAAUGCAUUCAGUGAUGCAGAUAUAGUUGUUGUUACUGAGAUUUAUGGUGCCAGAGAAACAAAUCUUUGGAAAAUUAGUGGAAGGGAUCUAGCUACUUCUAUAAUUGGCCCUUCAUCUGAAUACAUCCCUUCUCUGGGGGAUGUGGUAGAUAAAUUGGCACGGUACAUAUCAAAGGACCCUGAUCGCGCAACUGCCAUCUUAACACUUGGAGCAGGCAAUAUUACUACUGUGGGCCAUACACUGCUCCGGAUACUGCAACAAAGGUUACAGAGUUAAUUUGUAGCUCAUAUCCCUGCUGCUGCUUCUGAUUAACUCAUGAACACAAUUUUUCUCAAUUUGGAGCUCUAGCAGAAACAGAUGAUAUUACAGAAAUAGGGCAUCAGACCCAAUAUUUCCAAGCUGCAGAUAUAAAUUAGUUUUCAACUUAUUCAGAAAUUCAAAUUAUACGACUGACAGCCAUUUGCCUUCAAAAUAGUGGUGACAGCAAGGGGAAGUUGGCUCAUCUAGUCAGGCUCUAUAGGGCAAUGGCAAAUUGGCAAUAGUGACUACUGUCGGAUUCAUUGCUGCCUACACUGAAAGAUGUGGUGCUUACAAACUUUUUUGGUAGAGAGAGUUGCAUAGAUGGGCUUCAUUCACAUAGCAAGAAAGUUCACAAACUGUCCAAUAAAGGUGUAUUCUUUCAGUGCAACUGUAUAUAACCUUUGACAACUAUAUGUUCUUUUGCAAGUGUUGUUUUGUGGUAGCAUGUUUUUCUCUACAUACAUUCCCUCAUUUUGAGAUUUCUAGCACGUUUAGACUGAUGCCAUUUCGUGUUAAGGGGAUUUUUGUUUCUUCUUGUAAGAGAGAACAUAUACUUUCAAUAUAUAUAUAAUUUUGU
This is a messenger RNA of Camellia sinensis, 2417 nucleotides long. NCBI's taxonomy places the organism in Eukaryota, Viridiplantae, Streptophyta, Magnoliopsida, Ericales, Theaceae. The record is from RefSeq and is a predicted model, not a curated record.